Messenger RNA from Symbiodinium pilosum, 158 nucleotides. The record is from the annotation of a GenBank genome assembly. NCBI's taxonomy places the organism in Eukaryota, Dinophyceae, Suessiales, Symbiodiniaceae.
GCUGAUGGCUCUGUCGUCUCCUGGGGCGAUCCACGCGCUGGCGGUGAUUGCAGUAGCGUGCAGGGUGACCUCCAAGAUGUGUCACAGAUCCAAGCUUCCAACCAGGCUUUUGCCGCUCUUCGAAAAGAUGGCUCCGUUGUGUCGUGGGGAUCGCCUGA